Molecule: messenger RNA, 2944 nt
Organism: Oryzias latipes (Japanese medaka)
Lineage: Eukaryota; Metazoa; Chordata; Actinopteri; Beloniformes; Adrianichthyidae
Gene: klf11a
Product: Kruppel like factor 11a
Biological process (GO): regulation of transcription by RNA polymerase II
Molecular function (GO): DNA-binding transcription factor activity, RNA polymerase II-specific; RNA polymerase II cis-regulatory region sequence-specific DNA binding
Source: RefSeq, a predicted model, not a curated record
UGGUGGGCGGAGCUCUAACUCCUGCAGAGAACCAAAACACGGAACGAUUGUCAUGUUUGAGUUUCACUUUCACAAAAAAAGAAGAUGGUUGGACAUAAAUGGCGUAAGAAACAAAACCAGAAAUAACGUUUUUACGAAGCAAGAGCCCUAAAUAUUUAUUGACACUGAAAAGCCGAUUUUCUAGGAAGGCGUUGACGUAAUUUUACAAACUAAAAGUGUUUUGAUAUUUUUACAUGAAAACUGUUUUUAAUAUGAAAGUCACGUGGUAUUCUGCUUAAAUCAACAUCACAUUGUGUAAAAGCGGUAUUUCCGCGAACACAAACGCACGUGCACUGCAGUAAUUAUAGUUUAUAUUCCGUUAUUUUUUAUUUCUUUUGUCAUCAGUUUCUUUGCGUCUUCCUCGCGCCUGUCUGCUCCCCAACCUUUCCCCCAGAUCCGCGGGUUCAGCGGGUUCACUCUGACACCGCUGACUCCCAGGCCACGCCCCCAGCAGCCACGCACCCCGGUUUGGACCAAUCGCGUGCCUGUCACGUACAGCUCACGGCGCUCUCCGGCUGAGAUUGGCUGUGGCCCGCUACACCUUUGGCUGUGAUUGGCUGAGUGUUACCAGCCGCCAGACUCCUGUGAAUUUCGUUUCUGUGUGUUUUCGGAGCUUUCCUGCUCCGCAGCUGAAUCUCUGCUCCGCCGUCAGCAGCCCUUCUCCCGUGCCGCAUCUGCCUCGCGCUCGGACCUGCUCCUCCUCCUCCUCCUCAUGUUUGGCUUUGCGCAGGGGCGCUCCUGUCAGGUGGGGGGUGUGAAGGGACAGCCCGUGGAGCAGAAGCCAUGCGUUCAAUACCACGACCUGGAGGCCGCCGAGGCUCUCGUCAGCAUGAGCUUUUGGGGUCAAAAGCUGCUCAAGCCCCGCCCACUGACCCCCACUUCAGACUCAGGCGACUCCCUGCAGCUUCAGCAGGAGGGGGCGGAUGCAGCAAAGGACAUGAUCGCUCUGUCUUCUCUGUGUAUGACCCCCCCUCACAGUCCCAGCUACAGCGAGGCCUCCACCAGAACAACCUCCACCGUCGGCGCCUCCUCCGGCAGAGACGUCUUACUUUGCUCCAGUCCUGCCACCUUUUCCUCCCCCCCCAGUGACUUCCAGACCUGCCUGACUCCUCCCAGGUCCUCCCCCCUUACCUCAGAAACGUCACCACCCUCACCUCAAACUCAGCUGUCAUGCAAAGCGAUGGCCACCAGCGUCAUCCGCCACACGGCCGACAGCCUCAGCCCUGCCACGCCUGGACCCCCCACCCAACUUACAGAAACCUCCGUGCCCCCGGGUCCAGACACCCUUCCACAGGAGAAGGAUGCACUUCCCCCCUCUCCUAACAGCAACACCCCUCCUCCGUCAGCGCCCCCUCCCUCCUCUACCUCUUCCUGUUCCGCUGCAUUCCCGUCGUCUCCGGUUCUCUGCCAGGUUUUCCCGGUCAACGGCCAGACCGGGAUGAUCUCCGCCUUCGUCCAGGCGCCGGUUCAGGUGCAGGCUCAGGCGGGGACCAAGCCCAUCCUGCCCCAGACCCCCCCUCAAGGCUUUGCUCAGCCGCUGCUGGUGAGCUCGGCCGUGACUCAGGGGACGGUCAUGUUCGUGGUGCCUCAGGCCCCCAUCUCCCAACCGCAGCAGGGUCCACAAACCGUCAUGACCCUGGGCAGCACCAAGCUCCUCCCCUUAGCCCCGGCUCCAGUGUACCUGCCGUCAGGGCCGAGCGGCGCCGCCUCGCAGGCCGACUUCUUACGCAGAAGGAACUAUGUGUGCACCUUCCCUGGCUGCAGGAAGACCUACUUCAAGAGCUCCCACCUGAAGGCUCACCUGCGCACACAUACAGGUGAGAAACCGUUCAGCUGCCACUGGGAGGGCUGCGAGAAAAAGUUUGCCCGCUCCGACGAGCUUUCCCGCCACCGCCGAACCCACACAGGCGAGAAGAAGUUUGUGUGCUCUGUGUGUGACCGGCGCUUCAUGCGCAGUGACCACCUGACCAAACACACCCGCCGACACAUGACCACCAAGAGGGCGUCGUCGUGGCCUGCCGAAAACCGAGAGCUCAAAAGGUCCCUGCCCAAGGGCCCCAGCCGGAGCCCGGCGCUCGCCGUUGAGGUGACGGUCUCCCCCAACUGACCAGCUCUGGGUUUGGGCUGCAGGGCGGGCUCUCCGAUCAGCUGAGCUGUAGACGUCUGCAGACCCUUGACGCGUUUACAGAACCUCAGAACAGAGUCAGGAACCAGAACCUCAUGGACGGUUGUAAAAAGGAACUUGGACUUCGUCUUUGUCUUCAUGUCACAGUGGUUCAAGUGACCAAGCUGCCGUUUUCUGGAUUCAACACUGGGGUGUCCCAGUCUGCUCAGGACAUUUUCUUCCCACAACCAAAUACUCAAUGCAAGAAUCCCGGGGGGGUCAGGAUGCUGCUCAUUCAACAUUGCACUGGAUUUUGAAAGUCUGGCUUGUUUUUCUACUCUGCGUGUCGUCCUGUUUGCGUCGCGUGGACAAGUCCAUUUAGCCAAACGUGCACACUCCUUUUGUUUGCCAAAGCUUCUUUAUCGUGCUCAUGUUGUUAUCCAGCUUCUGUAUAGUGUCUGGCUGUAAAUACUGUAAAUACAUAUCUAUAUGAAUGUUAUGCAUACUUUCCAUGUAUUGACAGUAAUUGAUAUUUUUUAAAUGAACAGUUUUCAUUACUGUGACACUAUCUUUUAUCUUUGUUUUAAACAUUAUUAUAUACAUUUAAUGGUAUUUAAGAAGCAUUUGUUGAAGAAAAAAAGUGCAUUUUUAAUUUGGCCCAUAGUGUAGCCAGUAAGGGAAUACCUCAUGUUAUUAAAUGUUAUUCUCAUAAUAACGUCUUAUAUCAGAAUAAUCUCAUUUCUGAACGUUUGCUUGUGGAACAGUACGACUUUUGUAAUAAAACUUUACCUUGAAAGUUUG